AUGGUUUCAUUUGAGUUUGGAAGAAGUAGCACUGGUCUAGACAAUACCAAAUUAACACAGGUUGAGACAAAAUCAUCCUUUUCCACGGACAUAUCAGUUUACAACGAUAAUGAUACAACGAAUUUCAAGGAGAAGAUCGAUUUCAAUGACUGUGAACUGGGAGAAGCUUCUUCUGAUUUCAGUGAUUCCUCAGCCUAUGAAGACCUGAAAGAUAUUGAUCCUUCAAACUUUAGAUUAUCUCCUCAACACACAAUUUCACCUAAGCGUGAUAUAGACAUCAUAGAAGAUUUUCAAUCAAUAGCUAGUCCAAAUUCAGCUGAAAGAAUAUGUUCCCAAGAUAUUGAUCCAUCAUUUAAUAUUGGUGAUCCAAUUGAUGGACUGUUCUUAGAAUGUGAAGCAGUCAAUCAGGAUGAAAGCCUUAUUGCAACUGAAAUCGGCCCACAUGUAGAAAAAAUAACGGAAGAUGAUCUUCGUAUGGAUACCAUAGAUGAAGAUAUGACAGGGGGGCUGCACAUGGAUGAUAGUUUUAUGGAGUAUACAAACGUAACUAGUUCUCAAAUUGAAUUAUCACUGGUAGAGAAUAGUGAAGAGCUUCCAGAAGAUAAUGAUACUGUCGGAAACGUUUACAGUAUCCUGUGCAAUACUCCAUUAGAAAAUCAUCAUAAUACAUCCGAUUCUGCACCUGCUUUUCAAGAGUGUCCUAUGGAACAAGUUCAAGAGGAAAUUUCUGAGCUCAUACAAGAAAAAACAGAAAGCACACUUAUUCGUACUGAUACUGAUAUAUCUGCAAUAGUGGACAUUAAUAGAAAUAAAGAAGAUUACGAAAACACCCUUAAAAUAUACAAGGAGCUUCUUGGAGAAAAACUUAUUAGUUCUACUGAAUUAAACUAUGAAACUUUGGAUCAAAAUGAUAUAUCAGCUCGUCUUUAUCACUACAUUUCAAAAGUUGUUUCGGACUCUCCAACAUCACAUCGUGCUAGUGAGGAAUUCAAGACCUCUGAGAAUAAUAUUGUGGAUGAACCCGUAAUGGAUAUAGUUGUAGAACCAGAAAUGCUAGAUCCUAAAGCAAGCGAAACGAUUGAUAGCAGUUUUACAUCUACUGAUGAAAGUACUGAUAACAAGAAUAAUAUAUACUACCUGAAGGGAGAUAAUAUGGAAUCAAUACCGUUCCCAAAUGUCUCUGAUGACACUAGAAACAAUCCAACAUUUAGAAGUGCAGAGGAAAACAUGGAAAUAUCACGUGACAGUUCAAGAUCUGGUGAAGAAGAAUGGGAUAUGUCACUAGGUAUGAUAUCCACAAAUAGUGCAAAUCUGGUGAAUGGAUCACUUAGGAGCAUAAAGGUUGUAGUGGGAUCAAAUCUGUUUAAUGCAAAUGGAAGCGUUUUGCAGAAUAACAUGUCUCUAAAUUCUGGAUAUAGUCCAGUGUAUGAUGAAACAAAGAAACUAAUGCAAAAUAUAACUGAAAAACUUAAAAAGAUAAAUUACCUAAAGAAGAAAUUUAAUGAAAUUUGUUUUAAAAAUGCUAAUGAAGCCACAGUUAUCGAGAGGAACAGAUUAUCCUACUGUUUACUUGCUUCAAACACUAGCAAAUUGGCAUCUGUAAUAGCACAGUACAAGCAACUCAUAGAGUUGCAAAACAAGACCAUUGCUUCUAAAAGAAACAAUACAGUGAAAAUGCGAAAAACAGUUGUGGAAUCUAUGUCGAAGCGGCAGUUAUUCAAAAAAAUACAGCCAAAAAUCGAAUUCUUGGAGAGCCUAAAAUAUAAUCUUGCAAGUAUUCACAAAAGUACAGGAAUUACGAUAAUUCCAAUCAUUGAUAGAAAUUCAUUCCUUAAAACGAUUUUUUCACUUUCAUUUAAUGAUAAGUCUGAUAUGAGAUUUUUAAGUGAUACUUGUAAUACUCCAUGGCUCAAUGAAACUAUUUUGAAAGUUAAGAGGGCACAAAAACUUUUAUCAAUAAACAAUGAGGAUAGUAGCGGUACUAACAUAGGAGUUAAUGCUGUAAUAUUCAUUAAAACUCCAAACCAUACGGCAUCAAAAAAUUCAUCUAUUGAUUCCUUUCACAACACUCGUAGCAGCAGUUCUAAAUUCUUGUACAGCGGUCCAUUGACUGAGGGUAGUCAUGUUACAUCACACAGAACACUGAUAGAUCACUCUCCAUAUCCAAUACCGAAAAGAAGCUUUAAUGAUGAUAUUAUUCAUUCGAUAAUUACGCCAAAAAAUAAGAAUAAUAACAUUCAUGAAAAUAACGAAACUAUCGGAUCAGUGCAAACAGGGAAACCAAUAGAUGUGACGGAAGAAUUGCUUGUAGAAUAUUUUAUUCCGAAAGAACUGAAUUGGGAUGAGACAAUUGAUAUUCUAAGGCUUAAGCACGAUUUACGUGUAGUACUAUAUGCGCUCAAAUCAAACAACCGUUAUGGGUUGAAUGUUUGGCAUGAAUUCAACUCCGUAUUGUUAAACACAUUCAACAAAUUUCUAAAAAAUACAACUGACGCCUUUCUAGGCAAACUAGAACAAAACCCAAAUUUGUUUCAAUUAAUCAAUCACCUUGUUCGGAUUACAUCCAAUAUAGCGGCAAGGAUUCGUAUUAUAUCAAGAGAACUGUGCCAGUGGAUAUCUAUCACAAACACCCAUUCUUUUCAAUACAAUGGUACUGAAUUUAGAAUUAGAAGUAUGCUCUCAUCUGAAGAAUCAAAACCCUGUUUAUGGUGUGAUUUCGGAAUAAAUAUGAACAAUAUAUGCGCAAAAAAAACAAUUCUAGAAUCCAUAAAUGAAAUAAAAGUGCAAUUUGUGCACAACCGAUACAAGGGAACAAUAGUAGACGAUAUAAACAGGUCACUCAAAUCGAGUACAAAACACAACCACGGCGACCUCUGCACCUUUAUUAAAAAUAUAUGUAAACUAAACGGAUACACGAUAGUAUCCUCUAAAAAAUAG
Messenger RNA from Theileria equi strain WA, 2937 nucleotides. RefSeq lists its product as hypothetical. The transcript has a single exon. Bases 1 to 2937 code for a protein of 978 amino acids. The record is from RefSeq and is a predicted model, not a curated record. NCBI's taxonomy places the organism in Eukaryota, Apicomplexa, Aconoidasida, Piroplasmida, Theileriidae.